This is a messenger RNA of Pistacia vera, 998 nucleotides long. RefSeq names its product allene oxide cyclase, chloroplastic-like. Bases 63 to 854 code for a protein of 263 amino acids. Lineage: Eukaryota; Viridiplantae; Streptophyta; Magnoliopsida; Sapindales; Anacardiaceae. Gene Ontology annotation, biological process: jasmonic acid biosynthetic process. The transcript is spliced from 3 exons. Gene Ontology annotation, molecular function: allene-oxide cyclase activity. The record is from RefSeq and is a predicted model, not a curated record.
AGCACCCCACUUUCCUUCACUUUCUCAUCACCAAUCCAAACACUUUCUCAUUCUCCCCACCAAUGGCUUGUUCAACCACUGCUCCUUUCAGAAUCAUCUCUUCUGCUUCUCCUGUAAAAUCCAUCAAUCCUUCACCAAAGAGUACUUCCCUUUUAGUACCACUCAAGCUCACUAAUAACCAAUCCCUCUGUUUCACACCUGAAAGCUUCAAUCUCCAUAACACCACACGCUACAACAGUCUAACAGUACCUAAAAGAUCAUUCACUUGCAGAGGCCAAGCUCAUGAUCACCAAUCUGAUGAUGAUGAUGAUCAUGAUCACAGACCCUCCAAAGUUCAAGAACUGUGUGUAUAUGAACUCAACGAGCUCGAUCGUGGCAGCCCAAAGUACCUUCGUUUAAGCAAGAAAUUCUGGGUCAAUUCUCUUGGUGAUCUUGUCCCCUUUACCAACAAAUUAUAUUCCGGAGAUUUGAAAAAACGGCUGGGAAUAACAGCUGGAAUCUGCAUAUUGAUCCAACACAAACCGGAGAAGAAAGGUGACAGAUACGAAGCUAUAUAUAGCUUUCACUUCGGCGACUACGGUCACAUAGCGGUGCAGGGACCGUAUUUGACCUACGAGGACACGUAUCUGGCUGUGACUGGUGGAUCAGGGAUCUUUGAGGGAGUGUAUGGGCAGGUUAAACUGCACCAGAUUGUGUUCCCUUUCAAGAUCUUUUAUACGUUUUAUUUGAAGGGGAUUAAAGAGUUGCCGGAAGAGCUCUUGGGGACGCCUGUGGAACCCAACCCUAAAGUUCAGGCCAGCCCGGCCGCGAAGGCUUGUGCUCCGGGUGCAACCGUUGCUAAUUUCAGUAAUUAAAUGGAAUUGUGGAUGGGUGUUUUAAGACAGAUAUUGGGCAAUAUUUGUAGAGGUUGCUCGAUAAGAAUGUAUUAAUAGUACACAUCUGGAUUGUGGGUUGAAUGGUGAAGGAAUAAUUACUUUAUAUCAAAAAUUGAAAACAAA